AUGACUUGGGUCUGGCGCAAUGUCAAAGACUAUGGCGCCGUUGGCGAUGGAGUCACUGACGAUACAGACGCCAUCCAAAAGGCGAUAUCCGAUGGUAAUCGCUGUGGCAAGGGCUGUCCUGAGUCAUCCGUGAGCGGAGCUAUAGUUUAUUUCCCCAGUGGUGUUUAUCGCGUGGACCGUUCAAUUGUGUUGUAUUACAACACGCAACUAGUCGGUGCCGUGAAAGGUAGGGUUGCUACAAUCCAAUCGGCCAGAAACUUCAUUGGGCUUGGUGUCUUCACGACAGAUGUCUACCUUCCCGAUGGUCAUUCUGAAUGGUAUCUCAACACCAGCAAUUUUUACCGCAGUAUUCGGGGCUUGCAAAUCGAUAUCCGGUUGACCCGGCAGAAGGGCAUGGUAGGUAUUCAUUGGCAGGUGGCGCAAGCGACCACGAUCGAAGAAACCGGUAUACUCAUGUCGAAUGCUUCCUCGACUACGCAAAUUGGCAUUUUUGCGGAAAAUGGUAGCGGAGGCUGGAUGGGAGACAUUACGAUUAGUGACGGCGAAUAUGGCAUCCUGGCUGGAAGUCAGCAGUAUUCGGCGUCCCGAAUCAGUAUCAUCGGCUCUCAAAAAUGCAUCGGCCUAAUAUGGAACUGGGUUUGGUCGUGGUCACAUCUCCGCCUAGAAGAUUGCAAAAUCGCCAUUGACCUCACUGCGGCCGGUUCUGAUUCGAAAUCCCCCGUCGGUUCGCUCUCCGUUGUUGACUCGGCCAUUAUACACUGUGAUACAGCCAUCAAGACAUAUCCUUUUACCUUGACACAGUCAAAGGAACAAGGUUCGACGAUUAUUACACUAAGCCAUUCCCAGAUUUACAAGUCGACUUCAUUCAUAGGAUUUCCGGACGGCGCUUCCAUCUCAAAGAAUGUUGAUGACUGGAAAAUUGACUACUGGCAAUAUGGAAACAAGUUUAAGCAAGGAGAUGUUGCUCAUGGAGAGUCAACGCCUGCCGAGGAUCGGCCAGCAAGCCUCUUGGAUAGCAACGGUAAUUGGUUCAGUACUGGUAAACCUACUUUUUAUAAUCGCAACAAGGACCAGGUCGUCAAUGCAAGACUUCACGCUGCAGGCGACGGAAAGACGGACGACACAGUCGCUCUUCAGUCCUUGUUCCAAUAUGCCGCGGAGAACAACCUUUUGCUGUACAUCCCAGCCGGUGUUUAUAUCAUCUCGAGCCCCCUACUUAUUCCGUCCAACACACGCAUCCGAGGCGAGGUCUGGUCUCAGCUUAUGGCUGUCGGUGACAAAUUUGCCGAUGCUCAGCGCCCAAAGGCCAUGAUCACAGUCGGCCAAGGAGAAAAGAAUGGCCUAGUGCAGCUGGAAAAUCUCUUGUUUACAUCUAGGGGCUCGCUGCCAGGCCUAGCCUUGCUGCAAUGGAAUCUCCAAUCAACCAAGCAGGGCGAUGUUGGCUUGUGGGAUUGUCAUUUUCGAGUGGGCGGCGCGACUGGUACCGAUUUACGCAAGGCGGAUUGUCCCAAGCUCUCCGGCAGCGUAAAUAGUAAAUGUAUCGCAGGCGCCAUGAUGCUUGUGAAAACGAACAAGGGUAGCGGAUAUUUUGAAAAUAUGUGGGCGUGGGUAGCGGAUCACGAUCUCGACGAUCCUGCGGGCGAUGACUCGAACCAGAUUAACGUUUACUUUGCCCGAGGGAUCCUCAUUUUUGGCGAUGGGCCGACCUGGUGGCGCGGUACCGCAUCCGAGCACAGCGUCAUGUACCAGUACAAUAUUGUCAGCGCCUCCAACGUGUAUAUGAGUAUUAUCCAGACAGAAUCGCCCUACUACCAAGGAACCUCUUUCUUGCAAGCACCAGCUCCAUUCAAACCGGGCAAUUGGAUCGGAGAGCCUUCUUUUGAUCAAUGCGGCAGUGCCACGACCAAUUGCAAUGUCGCUUGGGCUCUCAUUGUUCAGCAUUCCAACGGCAUCUACAUUGAUGGCACUGGUCUGUACUCGUGGUUUCAGAACUACAACCAGGACUGUGUUGGAAACAAGACUUGCCAACAACGCCUUGUGAAUAUUUACAACUCUGCCAAUGUCUUUAUUUCGCAUCUCAUCACUAUUGGCUCUGUCGAGGUGGUGACGCCGGCCUUUAGCAACGACUAUAACCGCAUCAUCUAUGUCGACGACACGCUCGAAGCUACUGUGUACCCCUGGUGGACUGCCAUUGCUAGCUACCUUGACAGUAGCGCCAAGAUCAAUAUUACGGGUCACGAUUAUCCCAUCAAAAAGGGGUGGGUGGCGUUUGGCGAUUCCUAUGCUGCAGGUAUUGGCGCUGGCACGCCACUAGACACUGAUGCAAACUGCUAUCGCGGAAGAGGAAGCUACACGGCCAUUUUGGACAACAUCAUUCAGACAUCACAUCAGGCGUCCAUCGUGUGGCAGUCGCGCUCGUGUAGUGGAGAGACUGCUGAGCAAUUCAUCAAAGGAGAGGGUGCUAAGCAACUUGAGCAGUGGCAGCCCAGUUUCUCGGACAUUGCCACAGUCUCGUUUACCGGCAAUGAUUUUGGAUUCGGAGACAUUGUCAGCCACUGUCUCAUGGGGUACCCUAGAGGAUCGCAAAAUCAACAAUGCGAGGAGGACCUUGCGGCCACCCGCAGGAAGCUGGACACUGAACACAAGGUGCAAGACCUUGUCUACAACGUCCUCGAUGAAAUCUACAAGAAGAAGAGCGGUCACGGUCGGCUCAUGGUCUACUGGACCGGCUAUCCACAGUUUUUUGACGCCACUGACAAAACAUGCGACAGCGCGUACUUUUCCAAUUACCUCAUCUGGGCUGGCCGAUACCUGGACGCAAAGCUGCGUCUCAAGCUCAACGAGUUCUCUGUAGAGCUGAAUCAGCAGGUGAAAUUCGCCAUUCGACGUUACAAUCAAUUCGAGCCCUCUCCAAAGGCCAAAUUCAUCGACAUUGACGCCGAUAGCGGCAUUUACACGGGGCACCGCUUCUGUGAGCCCGGCGUAAAAGAGACGCUCAAUACAGAGCAAGGUCAGAAUACGGUCGCCUUUUUCUACCCCGAUGGCUGGGACGACAUUCCCAGUGCGGAUGAGCACUUUUAUAUGCCGCCCAAGAAGGAAAGCCAGGCGCCAGACAAGUGGUCCGUUUCCGUGCAGAGCUCGACCUGCAACGACACGCAAGACAACAACGAGCCCCUCAGGCCAUUGCUCUGCUCCGCGGCAAAGGCAGUUGCCAAUGGCACCCUGACCACCAGCGACAUUGAUCAUGCGGCAGGUGAGGGCGGCAGCUCGGCAGUCAAGAACUCGGACGGAUCCGUGACCAUUACUGACUUCUCCGUCGCCUACUUGAAGAUGUUUCAUCCCAAGACGCGCGCUAAUUGGCGCAUUGCGCAGGCUGUCCACGACGUUAUGAUUCUUCACCUUAAUUGA
Messenger RNA from Beauveria bassiana ARSEF 2860, 3408 nucleotides. Its product is annotated as LysM domain-containing protein. Gene Ontology annotation, biological process: triglyceride catabolic process. Gene Ontology annotation, molecular function: triacylglycerol lipase activity. Bases 1 to 3408 code for a protein of 1135 amino acids. The record is from RefSeq and is a predicted model, not a curated record. Lineage: Eukaryota; Fungi; Ascomycota; Sordariomycetes; Hypocreales; Cordycipitaceae. The transcript is spliced from 14 exons.